GCCCUUCCUUUCUCGUACUCUUCUCUGGACGGUUUCCGUGGAGCAGGACGAUCGACGGCGACCUAAGGCGGCUCAACGCCGGCAAGCCGUGGAUGGCCCGGCUGCGUGAGAAAACCGAUCCUCCACCCUUAUAUGGUCUCAAUGAUCCAGUGUUCACUAUUGAGGUUCAUCAUGGUUGAUUUUUCUGUGGUUUGGGAAGCAACAAAACAUAUAUUGAUGAUAAAAUUGACUUCUUUGACUUUUGUGUUGUUGAGGAAUGGUCAGUACUUUAUAUUGUGGAUUUGUUGGAGAAAUUGGGAUACCCCGACAGUACCAAGUACAAGGUGUACUGGUUGCUGCCUGGCCACACAAUUGCUGAUGGUCUUUUCUUUGUGUGCAAUGAUGAUAACCUUCAGAAGCUCAUUUCUUCAGUGCCCAGGGACAACAAUAUAGUUCUUUAUUUGGAUCAGAUGUAUUUGAUUGACAAUAGCAUAUGGGAUGAUGUGUUGAUAGAAGCAAAUGCUUCAGAACAGCCUAGUAUCAUUGUGAAUCAAUGCAAGCCUACAUAGCAGUUUUCAGGGCAGCCAGAGGGAGAUAUCACUCGCCAGAUGGAUGAGAAGCUGGAGAGAUUGCAGAAAUUUAAGAGCUUGAAGGAAGAUGGUAGUGACAGUGACAGGCUUGAUUCAGAUGCAGACUUUUUUGACAGUGACAAUGAUCCAUUUGAUGGAGAUGAUGAUUUGUUUGCCGCCUUUGUGGAUCAAGAUGUGAAAGAUUCAAUGAUCCCUGACAAAGGUAGACAGCAAGUUCAAGACAAUGAGGUGAAGGACAAGGAUAAGAAGGAUAAAAGGAAGAGGGAAGAUUCUGAUGGUGAGCUUGAAUUACCAGAUUCUGAAGAUGAGAACUUCAAGUUCAAGUUCAAGUCAUUCACAUCAGUGGACAUGAAGGAACCCGAGUUUAAAGUUGGAAUGUUCUUUUCAACUGUUGAGCAGUUGCGAUAAGCAAUAGAUGAAUAUAGCAUAAAAAACAGAGUGCCUGUGAAGAAGAUCAGAAAUACUAGAACCAGGGUUGAGGUGAUAUGUGUUGAAGAUUGUCCCUGGUGCUUGUAUGUAAGUCAUGACACCAGGUCCAAGAGUUUGCUUGUCAAAAGAUAUAUCAAUGAGCACACCUGCAGCAAAGAGUGGGCUAUCAAGGCAAUGACGGCUCCAUAUAUUGCCAAAAAAUAUCUUGAAGAUAUCAGAGAUAAUGAGACGAUUGAUGCACAAUCAUUGGGGAAAAAAGUGCAGAAGGACUUCAACUUGGCUGCUGGAAGAAUGAAACUACAAAGGGGAAAAAAGAAAGCAAUGACUGUUAUUAGAGGUGAUGAGGAGAAGCAAUACAAUUUGCUUUGGGAUUAUGCUCAGGAGAUAAGGAGAUCAAACCCAGGGAGCAGUGUCUUCCUAAACUUGGAUGUUCAUGGUUUGUUCCAGACUAUGUACUUCUCCCUUGAUGCUUGUAAGAGGGGGUUCUUAGAGGGCUGUAGGCCUCUACUUUUCUUUGAUGGUUGCCACUUGAAAACUAGGCAUGGUGGUGUGAUGUUGACAGCAAUAGGGAUUGACCCUAAUGAUUGUGUUUUUCCAAUUGCAAUGGCUGUGGUGGAUGGGGAGAACAAGAAUAGCUGGAAGUGGUUCAUGAACACUUUGAAGCGAGACUUGAACAUCAGCAACACUGCGGCAUAUACCAUCAUGUCAGAUAAGCAGAAAGGUUUGAUACUUGCAGUAGAACAAGAAUUUUCAGAUUGUCCACAUAGGUUUUGUGUAAGACAUCUGUACCAAAACUUCAACACGAUUCACAAGGGGGAAGUUCUCAAGGAUCAACUUUGGGCUUGCGCUAGAUCUAGCAACACAGAACAGUUGGAAAGAAACAUGGAGAAACUCAAGUUGUUGAGUCCAGAAGCACAUGCAUGGCUUGAUGGGCACCCAUCAGACCAAUGGUGUAGAGCCUUCUUUGAUUGUUUCUGCAAGAGUGACACACUAAUGAAUAAUCAUUGUGAAGUG
Molecule: messenger RNA, 2012 nt
Organism: Triticum aestivum (bread wheat)
Lineage: Eukaryota; Viridiplantae; Streptophyta; Magnoliopsida; Poales; Poaceae
Product: RNA polymerase-associated protein LEO1-like
Exons: 2
Coding region: 588-977 (129 amino acids)
Source: RefSeq, a predicted model, not a curated record